CUUGUACGUGACAACCUUUGACCUCCGACAAACUCAUCGUAAUCUCCUCAUCGCCGUUGAAGAACUCUCCUAGCUCAGCCUCCAUCCGCCCAUCUGCUGCGACGAUAUCUUUAUAAUCCGGCGGCAAGAAUCCGUCCCAGACGGCGGAAGAUACCGAUGAUAGGCGGAAGGCGUCGAGUGGGGAAGUGAGGGAAAGAAUGGUGUAAAGGCAAUCUUCCGGCAACAUCUCCAAAUUCUUCAUUGCCAUGUUCUAAGAAUACUAUGAAAAUCCAAGAAAGCCCAGAAGAAGAAGAAGAAGAAGAAGAAGAAGAGUUGAAAGAUUGGGUAAUUUCAGGGUGGUAUAUAACAAUGCCUUCCCACUGCUGCAACACAUCGAACGAAGUAUCUCGAGAAUUUUGGUGAUUGUAGAACAAUGGCGGAAGCAAAUAUCUUUGAACUCAACAAUGGCACAAUCCAAGUUAAGGUUUCAAACUAUGGCUGCACCAUCACCUCCUUGUCUGUACCAGAUAAAGAUGGGAAAUUGGAUGAUGUGGUUCUUGGAUUCGACACGCUUGAACCCUACCAGAAAGGGAUGGGUCCAUACUUUGGAUGCAUUGUGGGGCGGGUGGCCAAUCGGAUCAAAGAUGGGAAAUUCACACUCAAUGGAGUUGGAUAUUCUCUGCCAUUAAACAGGCCCCCUAACAGUCUCCAUGGUGGAAUGAAGGGAUAUGACAAGGUUGUCUGGGAGGUUUCUGAAUUUAAGGAGGGUGAAAAUCCAUCAAUUUCCUUCAAAUAUCAUAGUCAUGAUGGGGAGGAAGGUUACCCGGGAGAUCUUUCCAUUACUGCAACAUACAGUCUUACUGCUAAGACAACACUGAGGCUUGACAUGGAAGCUGUUCUUGGAAACAAGGCAACUCCAGUCAGUUUGGCUCAACAUACUUAUUGGAACCUCGCGGGCCACAAUUCAGGGGACAUUCUCGAACACACUGCUCAGUUGUGGGCUAAUCACUAUACCCCGGUGGAUCAGAACACUAUUCCUACCGGAGAAAUAAAGGCGGUUAAAGACACUCCUCCGUUUGAUUUCACCACCGAAAAGAAGAUUGGCCGAGAUAUCCAGCAGGUUGGUUUAGGGUACGACCACAACUACGUACUCGACUGUGGAGUCGAGAAGUCCGGGUUGAAGCAUGCGGUGAAGAUCAAGGAUCCCAAGAGCUGCAGGGUUCUUAACUUAUGGACGAACGCCCCUGGGAUGCAAUUCUACACCGCGAACUAUGUGAAUGGGGUCGUUGGAAAAGGUGGGGCCGUCUACAAUAAGCAUGCCGGGGUUUGUUUAGAGACUCAGGGCUUCCCGAAUGCUGUCAACACACCGAAUUUCCCGUCCGUUAUUGUCCAGCCUGGUGAAAAGUAUCAACACACCAUGGUGUAUGAGUUCUCAGUUGAGUAAAAGAUGGUAAAUUCUGCAAUAAAGUUACUGCCUUUAUGCACAUUUUGCUUCAACCUCACUUUUGGUAAUCAGACAUCUUUACAGUCUAAAUAAUUAAUGAUUACUUCAUUUUGCUGUUUAUGUUA
Ipomoea nil (Japanese morning glory) is the source of this 1548-nucleotide messenger RNA. Its product is annotated as aldose 1-epimerase-like. Gene Ontology annotation, molecular function: carbohydrate binding; aldose 1-epimerase activity. Gene Ontology annotation, biological process: glucose metabolic process; beta-D-galactose catabolic process via UDP-galactose, Leloir pathway. The record is from RefSeq and is a predicted model, not a curated record. Lineage: Eukaryota; Viridiplantae; Streptophyta; Magnoliopsida; Solanales; Convolvulaceae. The transcript has 6 exons. The coding region runs from base 413 to 1423 and encodes 336 amino acids.